Molecule: messenger RNA, 408 nt
Organism: Pipistrellus nathusii (Nathusius's pipistrelle)
Lineage: Eukaryota; Metazoa; Chordata; Mammalia; Chiroptera; Vespertilionidae
Source: the annotation of a GenBank genome assembly
AUGGCCUGUGGUUUGGUCGCCAGCAACCUGAAUCUCAAACCCGGCGAGUGCCUCCGAGUGCGGGGCCAGAUAGCCCCCGACGCCAAGAGCUUCUCGCUGAACCUGGGCAAAGAUGACAACAACAUGUGCCUGCACUUCAACCCUCGCUUCGACAUGCACGGAGACAUCAACACCAUUGUGUGCAACAGCAAGGACGCCGGGGCCUGGGGGGCCGAGCAGCGGGAGACUGCCUUCCCCUUCCAGCCUGGCAGUGUUGCGGAGGUGUGCAUCUCCUUCGACCAGGCCGACCUGACCAUCCAGCUGCCGGAUGGAUACUCAUUCAAGUUCCCCAACCGCCUCAACCUGGAGUCCAUCAAUUACCUGACAGCUGAAGGCGACUUCAAGAUCAAGUGUGUGGCCUUUGAUUGA